UAUUGUGGUAUAAAUGUGCUUCUCCUGUUAGUGUUGAUGGUUUGUCUUUGCAGUGAAAUAUGGAUUUUAAUUGUAGUUCUGAUGCUUUGUUUUCGGAUAUUAAACCAGAAAUAGCUUACUAUACAUCUUAUUAUGAGACUUGCGAUAAUGUUCAUGAAACGGACUCUUUAAAUUCAAGUUUUAGUGACUGUACUACCAAAAGUCAGUGUAGUGAAGGCCUAUCUUGUUCUUCCAAAGAACAGUUGUCAAGAUUUGAAAAUAAAAGGGGAAGGCCAAAGGCUGCGGUCAUUGGAAAUUUAAUGAUCGAAGGUUCCAAUUCAGUUAGUGAUAUAAAAUGCAAGUUUUGUUGCCGAGUUUUUCCUAGGGAGAAAUCGCUACAGGCUCAUUUAAGGACUCACACAGGGGAAAGGCCGUAUACUUGUGACUAUCCAGGGUGCUCAAAGGCAUUUACUCAAAGUGGACAGCUGAAAACCCAUCAAAGGCUACACACUGGUGAAAAACCAUUUGUGUGCUCAUUCGCUGGAGAGAACUCAGGAAACUGGGCAUGUUGCAGGUGUGGUAUGAGGUUUACUCAUGCAAACCGUCGCUGUCAAGAGCACCCAUUCCUGCCUCUUUCCCGCAGUGACACGUCAGUGUUGCGGCCUGUUGAGACAAACCCCUUCCAAUCAGUUGCCAUAAAAGAGUGGCUGGAGAGGUACAAAAAAGAAAAAAAGGAACAGCAACCAAUGAAGCAAACAGAAAAUGGUAAAACUGGAGUUGAUGAAGUGGAAAACAAUAUUCAUUGCACACCUCCAAAAAAGAAAAGAGCAAUUAAAAAUCUACUGAAAAUGGAAGAUAAGUGCAAAUCUCCUUUAAAAAGCUUGUAUUCAGAAACCAGUCAGUGGCCAGUGCGAGUAUCCCCACAAUGUUCAACUACACCUGAAACCCCAAAACCCACAAAAGAUAAUUUGCUUGAAAUGAAACAAGAACUUCCCAAGAAACGGUGGUUGCGAGCAGCUAAAAUGGAGGAAAUUAUGGACUCUUGUCGUUCAUUAAACCAGACAAGGCCAACCGUUUUGGUGAGAGCAGAUCCUAGGCCCAUGUCCCCACCAUGGACACCGUCGACUCCUACUCCUGAACUGACUCCUUCCUACACCAGUACUCCCAAGAUGCCUGCUGUCAUGCCUCAGCGAUGUAUCAGUCUUAUUACACCACCUGACUCCUCCCGUAAAUCACAAACGAUAGAACAAGAACUUUCUUUUACUACUCUACAUAGAUUAGAUGAGGAGCUUGCUUGUCCUCUCCCGUGUGAAGAUGACACAAAUUUCAGUUAUCCCUUGAAUCUAUCACAAAACCCAUCUUCCUCUAUCUUGUUUGGAUAAGUCACAGUAUUCCUAGUCAUAAGUUCAAUAUAUCUUCAGAGUUCUUUCUCCAUUUUUCUGUUAUGGUAUUUUCUUAAUGUAUAUCUAUUGUUCCAAAAUGUUAUAUGUAAUUAAUAUGAAAAAAUGUAUGAAAACAAAAACUAGUCCUAAAAUUGAACAUAAUCUAUACAAUAAAUGUAUGUUUAUAGAAUUGUAA
This is a messenger RNA of Homalodisca vitripennis (glassy-winged sharpshooter), 1557 nucleotides long. RefSeq names its product sex-determining transformer protein 1-like. Gene Ontology annotation, biological process: regulation of transcription by RNA polymerase II; central nervous system development. Gene Ontology annotation, molecular function: RNA polymerase II cis-regulatory region sequence-specific DNA binding; DNA-binding transcription factor activity, RNA polymerase II-specific. The transcript is spliced from 4 exons. The coding region runs from base 60 to 1361 and encodes 433 amino acids. The record is from RefSeq and is a predicted model, not a curated record. Gene Ontology annotation, cellular component: nucleus. Lineage: Eukaryota; Metazoa; Arthropoda; Insecta; Hemiptera; Cicadellidae.